AAACAUGUCGCUGCUCAAAUCAAGACUCUUCCGAGUAUCUACACAAACAACCAACACCGACAGCCAUGUCAAUAGACAUACAACUCUCUACCCAUCUUCACCAUCUACAACGACCAUACCAUUUCAUUUCAUAGUCCUAAACGUAACCUCAAUCACGAUGCCGGCGCUCCCAAGACCCGAAACCGAUUACGAGCGCUGGAUACGCGACCGCAAUCCCAGUUUCCAGCUCACCGAACCACCGCAGUACGGUCCAGACCCUGAUUCGAGUCAUGAACAUGUUAUCGGAUCUCCUUCCUCCAUGAAGCAUGUCUCAGAGCCACAGCUCAUGCUGUAUGUCAACUCAUCCAGUAUUCUGCUUUAAAUUGCACGGUAUCAAUGACCCACAGGAAAGAUCAGCAUAGUCCUUCUUCUACCGGGAAAACAAGGUUGUUGGCUGAGUAUUCCCGAGCUUGGGAGGUGAUAGUCGAUCUUGUCACAGCCUUAGUGAUCUUGGGGAUUCUUCUCUUUGCAAUCUGGGUUGUGAAAGCGAGGAGAAGAUCUGUUCCGAGAAUACUGGGGAGGGUGUCGAUUCGGGAGAAGAGGAAUGUUUAGUGUGGGUGGUCUUGUCUGGGAUGGGUGACGAUUGGUAUGACUUUUUAUGAUGCGCGGAAAGUCUUGUAUUCUAUUCUUCAGCUUUACUGAUCUGGGGCAUCCGAUGGUGUUGAGAUGUUGUGUUAUGAGAUAAGGCUGAGGGAUCCAUAUUGACUACAGCUCAUUUUCGGAUGUUCGGCCCUCAGGUUGAAUAGGUUUCGUUUAUAUGUCUAUCACUGUUGAUAGAGCUGAUAGGUCACUUUCAAAGAUUGCCACCAUAUGAACGCUAUUGCUGAUGUAACUGCAGGUUCCAUGAUCGCUAUGAUUUAUCGAGUGAGCAUAUUAAAGUCAAGUCAGUGAGCGAGUCCCUCUAAGGGGUCAGAACAGGUAUGAAUAGAAAAGACACAGAAGACAGGGUUGGGUGGGUCAGAAGCAGAAAGAAGAUGGAUAGAAAACCAUAGCAAAUGUUGAGAAGAAACAAUGGAGUGGUUUGUGAUUUGCAGAAGUGGCGGGUAAAUAUAUUUUAUUUAGU
This is a messenger RNA of Aspergillus pseudonomiae, 1102 nucleotides long. RefSeq lists its product as uncharacterized. The record is from RefSeq and is a predicted model, not a curated record. The transcript has a single exon. Lineage: Eukaryota; Fungi; Ascomycota; Eurotiomycetes; Eurotiales; Aspergillaceae. The coding region runs from base 5 to 361 and encodes 118 amino acids.